Molecule: messenger RNA, 1955 nt
Organism: Tetranychus urticae (two-spotted spider mite)
Lineage: Eukaryota; Metazoa; Arthropoda; Arachnida; Trombidiformes; Tetranychidae
Product: pre-mRNA splicing factor cwf19l2
Biological process (GO): mRNA splicing, via spliceosome
Cellular component (GO): post-mRNA release spliceosomal complex
Source: RefSeq, a predicted model, not a curated record
AACAUUUUUGUUUGAAAACAUCUGUAUUGUUUUUUUAUUAUUAUCACUGGCAAUUCAUUAAUUAUUAUUAAUCAUUCAUGUGAAUUGUUUAAUUUUUAAAAUUGACUGGGCUUUCAUUUCUUUGACAAUCAAUUGAUUUUGCAUUCCUUACAAUCAUGGACGCUAAUAUGAUCAGUGCCAAGAUGCUCAAAGCGGAAAUGAUGGGAGACAUGAAUAGGGUUGCCGAAUUAAAGCAACAAUUGGAACAACUGAAUAAAACGCAAUCAUUUUCUCAAAAACAAACUAGGAGAGACAACAAUUAUCAUUCGAAUAAUAAUGAAAGUCGGAAUCAACAAAAAUCAAGAAACCCUAAUCGAGGUAAUGCCGAUGAGUUGAAUAAGUUGAACGCAAAAAUCAUUAAAGCUGAAAUGAUGGGAGACUCAGAGCGUGUAAAGGAACUUAAAGCUCAAUUGGAGGGCCUACAAAACCCAAGCAAUCAACGAUCAUCGUCAUCUGAAGAAAGUCAAUCUUUUGUUCGUGUCUCUCAAGAAAGUAAAACGAAUGUUCACUCACAAGAACAAGAUGAACUCCUUGCUAGUCGACUGUCCGGUUGUACAUCAGACCCUCAAAAGAAUGCCAAAUUGAAGCAACUUUCUAAGAAAAUUUCAGAUGAUAGGUUCAGCUUAAAAGAAAUGUUUGUAAGUGCCAAAAGAGGAGAAGUCGAAGAUGAAGCUAAACUGUUCAUAAAAUCAUCUUCCAAGUUAAUCAAUGCGGAUGAUGAAUAUGAAGAAGUUGUUCGGAAAGGAAAUAAAAAGCGACGAGAAGAUAAGGAAGAGCGACCGAAGGUAUUUACAGAGCCAGAUGAUCAAGAAUGUGGCCAUUGUAUUCAAAAAAUCAAGAAACAUUUGGUUGUUUCUAUUGAAUCGACUAUUUACCUAUGUUUACCUCACCACGAGCCUUUUGUUGAUGGUCAUUGUUAUAUAAGAAGUAGGAACCAUAUUCGUUGUACUGUUGAAACAGAAGAAAAUUGUUUAACUGAAAUACUCGGAUUAAGAAAAAAAUUAUGUGAAAUAUUCAAAUCUCAGAAAAAAGGAGUGGUAUUUACCGAAAUGUUUUUCAAAAAAGGAAGGAAUAAACAUUUUCAAAUUGAAUGUUUUCCAAUCAAGCAAAAGUACAUGGCUGAUGUAAAAAUGUAUUUCAAGAAAGCUAUCCUGGAAUGUGAAAAAGAAUGGUCGAUGAAUAAAAAGCUUGUUGAAAUGAAGGAUAAAUGCAUCACGAAAUCACUACCUAAAGGUCUUUCAUAUUUUUGGGUUUCUUUUGGUCCGUCUAAUGAUAGUUAUGGGCAUGUUAUUGAAGAUGAACAAGACUUCUCCAGAAACUUUGCCUAUGAAGUUAUCGCUGGAUUACUGGAUAUUGAUAGAUUUAAAUACACUAAGCCAAGGAACGAAUCAUUCGAUGAACAAUUUCAACGAGUAUCCAAGUUCAAGCAAAUAUGGAAACAGAACGACGAAACUGGUGACACUCCCUUACUUACCGAUGAUUAACUCGAGCCAAUGAACUGGAUUUUGAUGAAAAAGCUUUCAAAUCGUUUCUAACUUGGAUUAAAGAUGAUCAUGUGGUGAUCGAAAUGGAAAAUUUGAUAAACCUGUGCACCAUAAUGGAUUAUUUUGGGAUAAACAAUCAUUGGAUGGAUCAUUUGGUUACUUAUUUCCAUGACAAAUUUUCAAUCUCAGACCUUCCAGUUGUUAUCCCACAAGUGACUCCAAUACUUCAAUGUAUAAACUCUCAACGCUUUCAUCUGUCGUCAUUUCUUGAAGAUAGCAAAAACAACUGUUUUGUUGAAUUAUCCUAUUGAAACCAUUGAAUAUAUUUGCGAAUUAGAUUCAAUGAUUUAUUCAGAAAUGCAAGUUUUCAACGGUUUUUGUUUUAUUAAACGUUCCUAACCAUUGUCUAACAGUUAGUUUUCAUCUCCGAAA